AUGAUAAAUGAUAUAAUAUUAAUCAAUACUGAAAAUGUAAAAACUCCAAGUGAAGAAAAGAAUGUUACAAAAAGUGAUGAAUUAAAAUUGAGAAUAUACGGAUGCCAGUUAUUACAAGAAGCUGGAAUAAUUUUAAAACUGAAGGCUGUGACAAUAGCAACUGGCCAGGUUUUGUUUCAUCGUUUUUAUUUUAAAAAAUCGCUUACUGAUUAUGACGUGAAGAUUAUAGCUCCCGCAUCACUCUACUUGUCUUGUAAAUUAGAAGAGAACUUUUGUCGUGUUUAUAAAAUAAUUAGCACCUUUUAUUUUUUAUAUAAAUAUGAAGAUUUAAAGAGCAAACACUAUUAUUUUGAUCUGAAAAAUAUCAAGUUAGAGCAUUUUAAGAUAGACAUAGAAUCGCAAGAAUAUAAAAAUAUGAAGGUUGAUAUUUAUACUUACGAACUUCUGAUAUUAAAAGAGAUUGGAUUUUUAGUUCAUAAAAUAAUUCAACAUCCGCAUUUAUUUCUUUUACCUUAUAUUCAUUCUCUUUUUAACAACUUGAACAAAUUUGACGGUGAUAUAACAAAAAAAUUAGCACAAAUUGCGUGGGGAUUUUUAAAUGAUAGUAUGCGAACAACCCUUUGCUGUGAAUAUCAGCCACGCUGUAUAGCAGUCGCUAGCAUUUUCCUAGCUUCUUACAAAUUAAAUAUACCAUUAAUUAAAAGCACGAAUUGGUUCAAGCUAUUUGAUGUAGAAUACGAUGACAUAAAAAGAAUAUGCAUCCGAAUUUUGCAACUGUACAAAAUAGGACGCUGUCAGUAUAUAGAUGUUUUAACAAAAAAAUAA
Plasmodium malariae is the source of this 825-nucleotide messenger RNA. It is a transcript of the gene CYC4, whose product is annotated as cyclin, putative. Gene Ontology annotation, biological process: regulation of transcription by RNA polymerase II. The record is from RefSeq and is a predicted model, not a curated record. Bases 1 to 825 code for a protein of 274 amino acids. Gene Ontology annotation, cellular component: nucleus. The transcript is spliced from 6 exons. Gene Ontology annotation, molecular function: cyclin-dependent protein serine/threonine kinase regulator activity. Lineage: Eukaryota; Apicomplexa; Aconoidasida; Haemosporida; Plasmodiidae.